AUGCCUGGUGGUCCAUUCGAGUACCGACACAGGAUGGUCGACCAACCUCAGAUCCCAUAUGGCAUCGAAGACAUGGACUAUAUGCCAGGAACCCAUAUGUCGUAUUCAUAUCAAGGCGAUGUCCCACGUAGCAUGGGGCCAAUGAAUCAGAUGUCUCUAAUGGGCGUACCGCCCGGGUAUGAUCCAGAGAUGCUCAUAAAUGCCUCGCAAGGCUUCGUUUCGGAGGAUGUCAUACGCAGCACCAAUCUUUCUGUGCAAGUAGCCAAUUCCAACCUCUGCCCCUCCACACCAUACGCACAAUUACAACCAAAGAGGAUGCAUGACGGAAGAUAUCCUCAAGAUUUUCGAAUGGCAAGGACCGUGGAAGAAAUGAAAUGCAUCGAGGGCUCCACCCUCGAUCGCAUACUUCAAGCCUAUAACCUGCCGACCGAUCUACGCUCCUUUGGUCUCAGCUCUGCAGAUGUCCCAGCACCGAGAGUAAUUAGAAUGGCAAAGCUUUGUACCUUGUUCGACUUUCUCGGGGCUACACAGCUGUCCUCGGACAUUCCACCGAUGAAGCGACGGCGGGCCGGACUACUUCCUAUAACUAUGGGUCAUUAUUGA
Molecule: messenger RNA, 603 nt
Organism: Pseudovirgaria hyperparasitica
Lineage: Eukaryota; Fungi; Ascomycota; Dothideomycetes; Acrospermales; Acrospermaceae
Exons: 3
Coding region: 1-603 (200 amino acids)
Source: RefSeq, a predicted model, not a curated record